Talaromyces atroroseus is the source of this 1587-nucleotide messenger RNA. RefSeq lists its product as hypothetical. The coding region runs from base 1 to 1587 and encodes 528 amino acids. The transcript has 10 exons. Gene Ontology annotation, biological process: fructose metabolic process; fructose 2,6-bisphosphate metabolic process. Gene Ontology annotation, cellular component: cytosol. Gene Ontology annotation, molecular function: 6-phosphofructo-2-kinase activity; fructose-2,6-bisphosphate 2-phosphatase activity; ATP binding. NCBI's taxonomy places the organism in Eukaryota, Fungi, Ascomycota, Eurotiomycetes, Eurotiales, Trichocomaceae. The record is from RefSeq and is a predicted model, not a curated record.
AUGACCGAAUCCAACAGCCGGUUGUUGUUUGGUCGUGUUGGGGGAAACGUAGCUUCAGCUGGUGAAAUUUGGUCGUUGCAGCCCGGCGAUGUUUUCACGGCGAGCGGUUUUGCACCGACGGCAGACGUAAUCGCGAGCUCUCCGCGAUUUCGGAGAAAGUCGAGCACUUUCGUGGAUGCCAUCCACGAUCUUCCAGAGAAGGCAGAGUUGGCACCGGCUCAACUCUACAUCACCGAGUCCGGAAGGCUAUUUCACUCGGGCCGCAUUGUGAUCAUCACUGUCGGCCUGCCAGCUAGAGGGAAGACGCACAUUUCUGUAGCCCUGGCUCGCUAUCUGCGCUGGCUUGGAGUGAAGACGCGGAUAUUUCACUUGGGUGACUACAGACGUGCGACUAUCGGACCGGGCCAAGAUAUGCCCGAUGAUUACUUCUUUGUCAACGCUUCUGCGUCGUCCGUGCUCUUGCGGCAAAAAAUUGUGAAGAAAUGCCGCGACGAUAUAGCGCAUUUCCUGAGUCAUGAGAAUGGCCAAAUAGCAAUCUACGAUGCCGUGAACCCGAUAGCCGCUGGCCGUCGCUCGCUUGCUAAGGAGUUUGCGAAACAAAAUAUAGAGACUCUCUUUAUUGAAUCUAUGUGCGAUGAUCCACGAAUAAUAGAAGAGAACGUUCGACGAGUCAAGAUCUCUUCGCCUGAUUAUAUAAACUGGGACGCCAACGAUGCCGUCAAACACUACCUCGGUCGCAUCUCGGCAAGAAUUCCCCAUGUUGAAACUAUGGAGGAGAAAGAACUCAACUAUAUCAAGGCCGGUGUCUCGCUGGAUGCCAAUUCCUACAAAGCCGAUUCAUCUUUAUCGGAACAAGGUGAAGACUACGCGAAGAAAAUGACAGAAGUUUUACUGCAACACAGAGAGUCCGAAAGACAGACCUUGCUAUACCAAGGCGAGUCAGGCGCUGUCUUGAAGCCAUUGACUGUAUGGACAUCGACUCGGCGCAGAACAGUUGAGACCGCGAAGUACUUGCACGAAAAAGGCUAUGCCGUCCGCCAGAGGUCACAGCUGAGCCAGCUGAAUCCAGGGGUUUGUGAAAGAAUGUCCGAACAGCGUAUCAGAGAGGAAUAUCCAGAUGAAGUGACGAAGCAUGAGAUGGAUCCUUACCAUCACCGGUAUCCUCGCGCGGAGUCAUAUCAUGAUCUGGCCGUUCGCCUCGAACCAAUCAUUCUCGAACUAGAACGAGAGAAAAAUGACUUACUCAUCAUAGCUCACGAAAGUGUCUUGAGAGUCUUGUAUGGGUAUUUGAUGGCCUGUAACGCUGCAGACAUCCCGUUCCUAUCAUUCCCUCGCAACGAAAUCAUCGAAAUUAUUCCAACUAGUUAUCAAAAUGAGGCACGCAGAAUACCCAUUCCGAACCUACCACAGGAGAUGAUCCCUCCAUCCCCGGAAGAUAUCAAGAUCCCCGUGCCUUCCAGUGGCUAUACUACGCCGAUGAUGAGUUUGGGAAGCCCUUCCACAGGCCUGUCGACACCCCAGAGCGGAUAUCGCACGCCUCGAGAACCUGAGAGACUUACCCAGCAGCAUGUAGAAGACGUGGUGUAG